Messenger RNA from Williopsis jadinii, 1620 nucleotides. It is a transcript of the gene TAG1, whose product is annotated as Tag1p. Bases 1 to 1620 code for a protein of 539 amino acids. NCBI's taxonomy places the organism in Eukaryota, Fungi, Ascomycota, Saccharomycetes, Phaffomycetales, Wickerhamomycetaceae. The record is from RefSeq and is a predicted model, not a curated record. The transcript has a single exon.
AUGAGCGACCAGAGAGACCGUCUACUGCCAGAGGUGGAGGAGCACUACGGUUCUGUUGUUGUAGAUGGUGGUGUGGCCCAGUGGCCUAGGAAGGCGAGCCAUCCACGCAGGCUCAUCUCGUACAUCGCAGGCUGUGUGAUGGCAUUAGUGCUGGUGAUGUUGGGGUAUGCGACGUUUCUGUCGUAUGAACGGGCUGAUGAGCUGAUCCAGCAGUCCGUGGAGAUGGACGUGCAGAGUGUCAGGUUUGCUAAGCUGACAACAAGCGGCGUACAGGUCCAGAUCCAGGCGUUGUCGGUGGUUGACUACGACCGGAUACAGAAUGACGACUACUCCAGGGCUCUGUUCAAGCUUGGUGGCAGCGUGCUGCGGACAGUGACACUACAGUCAGAGCCAGUGCACAUUGCGACGGUCUUUGACGACAUGGAACUGAACCUGGGGACCAUGAGGAUCCCCCCUGUCACUGUGGACAUACACAACCACGGCGAGACCUUGGUGGACGUUGUAAUUGACGUCAAGCCCGAUACAAAGAGCCUGUUCUCGAUCCUGAAGAGGCUGCUCCAGGACCCAGACGAGGUGAUGAAGCUGCGUGGCUCAGGGAUCAUCAGCGUGACUUUGGGCUUGAUACCCUUGGGCUCGUUCCCGUUGAGUUUUGAACACCUCGUUUCCACUUCAGAAUACAUCGAUGCCAUCGACUUCGACCGUUUAUCGAUUCAGAACCUAUCGUGCUCUGAAGCUGAGGCUGGGUAUGGCAUUUCCGGACAGCUCAUGCUUCCAAACCCAACGUUUGAGAAGACCAUUGUGGGAUUCCAAGCCCCAUCUCUUCAAUUUGACAUCUUCAACGAGGAUUGUAAUGGAGACUCAGUCUUAACGAUCUUUUCAGACCUUAUUACGUGUGAUUCGUUCCAUCUGUCUCCAUCAGAUGAGAAUAUCACCGUGAAUUUCUCAACCUCAGUGGGGCAACUAGAUGGCCGGUGGAACGAAAUAUGUAUCAACGACGGUAUUUCGCCAUUAGACAGGGUUCUCAAGCAGCUAGUAACCAAUGGGACUGUACCGGUAUCUCUGAAAAAUAUCAAUAUACCUUCAAUGUCAUCAGAGUUUGUGAACAAGCUGUUGAAAUUUGUCGAACUUGAUGUUGAUUACAAGUUUCCUUCUUCAGAUGGUGGAUCAUUAAUGGAUAGUGUGAUCCAUAAUGUAUCCUUGGAGAAUUUGGCUUUACAGAUGGACAGCGACGGGGAAACAACGUUUGUUGAUGGAGACGUUGAAGUUUUCGUUGCUCCUCCCAAGGGACUUGUUGAUGGGAUUCGGAUCAUAGGUCUUCGUGGAGGUCCAAUUUUGUCCUAUCAAGGCUCGCCAUUUGGCGUAAUUGACCUCACAGAAUGGCACACAUGUGGCAACCAUGUUGCUGAUGAAUUUCUCGUUGUUACCAUGACCUUGAAUCACUCCCUCUUGACGAUAACCGACAAAUCUGUGUUCCAGGCCUUGGUAAAGGAGGUGUUUUUGAAAGGCUCUGCUGAACUUGGUGUGGACGUGAGCUUGGAUGCUAAACUACAAGUACGUACUGUUGGCACGUUCCAAAUCGAUGGCAUCAAGACCAAGGGCAAGACGACGAUAAGCCGGUAA